This is a messenger RNA of Trichoderma gamsii, 1446 nucleotides long. RefSeq lists its product as hypothetical. The transcript is spliced from 3 exons. Lineage: Eukaryota; Fungi; Ascomycota; Sordariomycetes; Hypocreales; Hypocreaceae. Bases 1 to 1446 code for a protein of 481 amino acids. The record is from RefSeq and is a predicted model, not a curated record.
AUGGCCGUCAAUCUGCCAGCGCCUCUGUCUUCAUCGCCGCCAUCUUCAGCGCCUUCAGCACCCUCAGCACCAGGUCCGGCAGCUCCUUCGCCGCUGCAACGCCGCCGUCUGCCACCGCCGCACCCAUGGCCAGCUCCGUCGUCUUCGCUUCAACUCCCUGCUUCUUCCACUCUGGCUUUCUAUUCUGACAUUGCUUCUGCUUCUACUUCUACUUUCAGUCCUGCUGCUACUUCUGCUACCGUCUCUGUCUCGGCUUCAACGGCUCCAGCCUCAGCCCCCUUGCCCUUCUGGCCUGCCUACGACAACUCCAUCAGCCUGCCGUCGACGUGGAAUGAGUCUGCUCACGCCCUCACCUUCGACCGCCUCGACCGCUUUGGCGUUUCCACAGCCAUCAACCAGGCUGUCAUAAUCGCCGCUGGCACGCCCCUCCCUCCAUUAUCGCCCAGCCUUCCAUUAUCACCUGAUCUCGAGUUACCAUUGCCGUUUGCUCCCCAGCCCAGGACCGACGAGGCUUUCCUGCUGCAGGAUUUUGACAUACACUCCGACAUCGACGCUGAGUUUGGCGACCGCCUACGCGCCGACAACCUGCGUGCUCGGGCUCGGGCUCUAGCCUCGACUCUGGCGACUUUUUCGGCGACGUCGGCUUCAGCUCCCGCUCCCACUGCUCAGCGGCCUGCAGCGCCCCGCCAGCGCCACCACCGCGCUAUCCAGAAUCAGGCGUCGCCACCAGCCCUCCUGGACGGCUUCGCUCUCCCUCGAACCGUCACCGGCGCCUCCAACGGCAUCUUCGACGAGCCUGAGGACAUCCCGAACUUUCCUUUUCCAUUCCCCUUCGCCGACGCGGCGCUUCCGCCUCUCUCCUCCUCAUCCGCCAGCAUGCCCGCAGCAUCCACGGCGCGGCGACGAUCGCGGAGACAGACCAUCACGUCCGAAACCUUCGACGACCCGACUUCCACUUCCGCGUCCACUUCGCCCUCAAUAGGCGCCGCGCAUGGGAACAAGCGCCAGAGGAUCGUGCCUCUUGGUGCCGACGCGAACCAGCACAUCAUAGACGACGAUGGCGACUCCCUGUUUGGCGACUCCAAGUCUCUGCCGGUCGAAGACUACACCACGAUUGAUCUCACCGAGGCCACUGAUGUCCCCGAAGAGCUUAAAAAGCCCAAAGUGGAUAAUAGAACUAAGCUAUCUGGCUUUCAAUGCGUCAUAUGCAUGGACGAUGUGACGGGAUUGACGCUCACUCAUUGUGGUCACCUAUUCUGCGCGCAGUGCCUCCACUCCUCGCUCAACAUCGAUUCAACCAGAGGCAAAUGCCCCAUGUGCCGAUCCAAAAUCGACAUGAAGCCUCGCGAAACUUACACCACCAAGACGAAAGGCUACUGGCCCCUCGAGCUAAAACUUAUGACGAGAUCGCGCCAAGGCAAGCGAAAAGCUCAGGCCAUGGCAUAA